Molecule: messenger RNA, 1876 nt
Organism: Polyodon spathula (Mississippi paddlefish)
Lineage: Eukaryota; Metazoa; Chordata; Actinopteri; Acipenseriformes; Polyodontidae
Product: reticulophagy regulator 3-like
Exons: 10
Coding region: 148-1623 (491 amino acids)
Biological process (GO): reticulophagy
Source: RefSeq, a predicted model, not a curated record
ACACACACACACACACACACAAAAAACGUAGGGGUGUUUCUUUUGUUGAAAAGAAAAUGACAUCAGUUUGAAAUGCUUCUUUAGACGAGACGUCAUUUUGUUGUUUGGACGGACCGCGGCUUACGUAACUAGUAAGAAUUAACGGAGAUGGCGCUGGCGGGGGAAGAGGGAGAUAAAACGAGUGGACCUGAAUCAAAACCCUUUCCCGUUUUUGGAGCGGCAAGUGAGGGCCUUCAGAGCCGAGCCGGUUCCAGCGAACGGGACAGCCAGGUCCGAGUGUUGAAAUCUUCACUGGCAGCGCGACUGGGACCCUACGAGCCGGUGGUGACCUACCUGCAGUCGGGGCUGGUAUGGGAAAAGCCCUUGCACAGCCUGUUGCUGUACUUGGUAGUCAACGCUGUAUUCUGGUUUUUUGCACUGACGUCUCUCCGGUUGGUUUUCCUACUUUGCUCUGGCCUGACUGUCGUAGUGUGCGUGGACACGUGGAAAAACAAAAUCUGGCCUACAAUCAGAGUUAAACAGUCAUAUGAUUCUGACAAUGAAAGCUGGGGCCUUGUGCACCCAAGACUGCUUAGCGUGCCAGAGCUUUGUCAUCACAUGGCAGAGAUAUGGGUCAGUGGAGCGUCUUUUGCACAAAACCUGGCGCAUUUCAAACAACACAAUCCUGGCAAGUUUUGUCUUUUAGUCUGCGGAUUCCUCAUGUUCUCGGCAGGGCUGGGCCGCUGUGUUCCAGGGUUUCUGCUUUCAUACUUCAUUUUGCUUUCAGUUCUGCUGUGGCCCCUGGCUGUUUAUCACAGGGUGGGCCAGCGAAUCCACACCCGGCUGGAGCCUGCCCUUCUGCGGCUGGAUUUCAGCGUGCGUGGGUACAUGAUGUCGAAGCGGAAAGAAAGACAAAUGCAUCGCAAACCGUUUCGUCAGGGGCCUGUGGCAGAUAGAAGUGACAGUGAAGAGGAACUGGCUGCUUUUUGUCCAAAGCUUGAUGAUUCACUGGUGGCUAGGGAGCUGGCAAUCACUGACUCGGAGCACUCAGAUGUUGAAGUGUCUUACACAGACAACGGGACGUUUAAUCUGUCCAGGGGACAAACGCCACUCACAGAGGGAUCAGAGGAUCUGGACCGCCACAGCGAUCCUGAAGAAUCGUUUGCCAGAGAUCUUCCAGAUUUUCCUUCCAUCAAUCCCGACGCCACCCUGCUGGACGACGAUGACGACACCAGCAUCGGGAUCCCCAAUGUACCCUACAGAUCCCUGACCCAGGAGGAAGCGUGCAUGUACUCGGACCAAGAAGACGUCGAUGCAGAGCUGUCCCUUAGUGGCCUUCCACCUGCUCACGACUUCACCAAUGACAUCGCUGGGAUCAUAGCCAGCAACAUGAUUCAGGCAGCCCUGGUCGGAGCUGUGCAGGACCCUGCCUGGAGAGACGAUCCCCAGAGGAUGCCCCCUAGAGGCUACCGCAAGCAGUCCAGCUCUGAACUGGACACUGAUGGGGAAGGGGAUGAUUUUGAAAUGCUGGACCAGUCUGAACUUAACCAGAUUGAUCCGAUUGGUUCUCAGGGUGGAGGGAGUGGCCAGCAGCAGCAACAUUCCGCUUCAGGGUUUCUGUCCAACUUCCUGAGAAAACAGUAGCUUGUUUUUCAACACGCGUGGGAUGUUGUUCAGUAAAUGUCCGCAUAUCAUUAUGCUGUUGUUUGUGUGUGAUGAUCGUUGCGGUGACCAAUCUUGCUUUUUCGGUUGCGUUUUCUUAUCACUGUGAAGUACGAAGCAUCAUCGCUUAUUCUCAUCCUACCUAUCGCCACUGCUCCCUGAAAAAGAAUUUAGAAACCCCACUAAUGUGAAUUGCGACUCAUCAUUGCCUCCCAUGAUAUAAAGUAAUUGGCGU